This is a messenger RNA of Lodderomyces pseudojiufengensis, 957 nucleotides long. It is a transcript of the gene PEP8, whose product is annotated as retromer subunit. Gene Ontology annotation, biological process: intracellular protein transport; retrograde transport, endosome to Golgi. The transcript has a single exon. Gene Ontology annotation, cellular component: endosome; retromer complex. The record is from RefSeq and is a predicted model, not a curated record. The coding region runs from base 1 to 957 and encodes 318 amino acids. NCBI's taxonomy places the organism in Eukaryota, Fungi, Ascomycota, Pichiomycetes, Serinales, Debaryomycetaceae.
AUGUCUAUGUUCUUCAAAGCACCACUAGAAAUUGAAAUAAGGUUGAACAAUGAAGACACAAGAAAACACAUUGAAGUCAAAAAUAUACAUGGUAGAACUGAAAGACUCCCAAUUUACAAAGAUGGAGAGUCCGUGAAAGGUACAGUAACACUAAGAACAAGAGAUGGUAAAAAAGUGGAUCACCUUGGAAUGAAAGUGCAAUUGCUUGGAUCAAUAGAGACAAAUAAUGAUGGGCUACAUUCAUCUAACUUUUUAACUUUAGCUACUGAAUUAGCAGUUCCAUCUCAAUUGGUUCAUUCUGAAACGUAUCCAUUUGAAUUUAAAAAUGUUGAGAAACAAUAUGAAAGUUACAGAGGUAAAAAUGCAAGAUUAAGAUAUUAUAUAAAAGUAACGGUUCAUAGGAAAUCAAAUUCUGAAAUAACUAGAGAGAAGGAAUUAUGGGUAUUUCAGUAUAAUAAUCAAUACAAUAAUGAGAACUCCUUGAACUUACUAUCCAGCACAUCAUCUACCAUAAAAUCUCCUCCAAAAUCGGCUAAAGAAUCCCAUGGUAUCAAAAUGGAUAUAGGAAUAGAGGACUGUUUACAUAUUGAAUUUGAAUAUUCGAAAUCGAAAUUUUCAUUGAGAGAUGUAAUAAUAGGUAGAAUCUAUUUCUUGCUAGUUCGUUUGAAAAUCAAACAUAUGGAAUUAUCUUUAAUUAAAAGAGAAACAGUAGGAGCACCACCUAAUCAAAUUACGGACAGUGAAACAGUUGUUAGAUUUGAAAUCAUGGACGGCGCUCCAGUCAAAGGUGAGACUAUUCCAAUACGACUUUUUUUGAGUGGAUUUGAUUUGACGCCAACGUACAAGGAUGUAAACAAAAGAUUUUCAGUAAGGACUUAUUUGUCAUUGGUGUUAAUCGAUGAGGAUGCUCGGAGAUAUUUUAAACAAAGUGAAAUUUUCCUUUAUCGUGAUCCUUAA